UCAGAUGCGAAACUUUCUUUCCCCGUAUUUUUCUUCGCUCUUGAAAUGUUCUUACUACAUUGGAUGUAAGAGGAAGUGAUUAAUCGGUUAGAUUGCUUUGAUUAGAACAUUAUAGUUAAACGUCGAUUAAUACUAAAGGAAAAGUGUCUUUAAUGAUAAUUAAAACCCGCGCUCAAUAAAAUGAGUGUAUAACUUUUUGAUAGGAUUAUAUAUGUGUAUAAAAUUCGCUUAUAACUAGGUAAGAAAAGUAUUUGUGCGUGUAUAAUAUUCUAAAGAACUAAGGACAUACAAAAACUUAAGGAAGUUAAACAGGUAAAAUGAAGGCAUGGAUUCAGACUGUUACCUCUGUUAUCAUUACUACCCUGUUGUCAAUGACAAAAACACGUGCUGCACGAGUUACAACUACACACGGUGUCAUUGAAGGAACAAGUGUCGUAAUCGAUGAUGUCACAGUCGAUAUUUACCUAGGAAUACCGUUCGCGAAACCACCUGUAGGGGAUCUCCGGUUUCGAGCCCCGCAACCGGCCGAUAAAUGGACUGGUGUGAAGGAAACUAAAACACAACCAAACAGUUGUGUGCAGUCUGCUGACACGAACUUUGGACGGUUUGAAGGUGUUGAAAUGUGGAACCCUAAUACCGACAUUAGUGAAGACUGUCUGUAUCUAAAUUUAUGGGUUCCAAGGACUAAUAAUACAUCUGAGCCAACAUUGAUUUGGAUUUAUGGCGGGUCGUAUGUAUACGGGAGUAUAACUUUAGAUGUAUAUGACGGGCGGUAUUUGGCCGCGAAACAGGGGGUAAUCGUAGCUUCUAUGCAAUACAGGAUGGGCGUUCUUGGAUUUUUGUAUACGGGUACUGAAGACGCACCUGGUAAUAUGGGUUUAUUAGAUCAACAGCUCGCCAUAAUGUGGAUUCACGGUAAUAUUGAAAGUUUCGGGGGCGACAGUAGUAAAAUCACGCUAAUUGGCGAGAGUGCUGGUGCGGCGAGUGUAAGCCAUCAUUUGUUGGCUAAUUCAUCGUGGCCUUAUUUCAAUAAUGCAAUAAUGCUCAGUUCUACCUCUUUGGCUCCGUGGGCGAUUGACUCGCCCAGUAAUCUGCUGGAACACACGAAAUCAUUUGCAAAAAUAAUGAACUGCUCAGACUCCGACUCAAGGGAGGUAAUCAAGUGCCUGCGCAACGAGGACGCAUUGAACCUUGAAUUAUAUCAGUGGUAUUUAAAUAACAAAAAUAUUGGUACAUUUAGUCCGACAGUUGAUGGCCAGUUUAUGCCGGACUAUCCUUCAGUGUUGCUUAACUCAGGAAAAAUGAAAGACACAGAUAUUUUAUUGGGUGAUACUAAAGAUGAAGGGGAAUAUUUCAUGAUUUAUUUCUAUCCUGAUAUUUUUCCCGACAUCUGGAACCCGAGUCCCUUGGACAGGAAUCAGUUCUCUAAGACCGUUUGUAGGGAAGCAGGUUGCCAGGGUGGCCUUGACCUUGAAGGAAUACUAUUUACGUAUGAAGCGUCGAGUUUACCGUCCAGUAGAGGAAGCUACAGAGACAUACUAGACGAUAUAAUUGGAGAUUUAAAUUUCAAAUGCUCUGUACGAAGUCUUGCAAGCUAUUAUGCCGAUGUAUCGGACGGACGGACAUACCUAUACUCAUUCGAAUACCGACAUUCGGCUAAUCCUUGGCCGUCAUGGAUGGGUUCACUACAUGGAUAUGAAAUAGAGAUUGUCUUUGGGCAGCCAUUUAAUCGUCAGUUGAAUUACAGUGACAUUGACCGUGAGGUCAGUGCCAAGGUCAUGGAUUAUUUCACCACGUUUGCAAGAAAUGGAAAUCUUGGUUCUUAUAGUAACGAGUGGCCAGAAUUCACAACAGACUCAGAGAAACAUAUCGUAUUUUCACAGAACGGUAGCACACAUAUACGAGAAGGAUUUAGAACAAAAGAAUGUUCGUUCUGGGAAUACCUCAUGCCAAAACUCAGACAACAAAUGUCAGAAAGCAGCACAACAAGUGGCGCCAUCUAUCAUCGCAUUCCCACAAUUCUCUUCUGCCUACCAGUGAUCAUUUCUGCAAUUAUCAUCAGUUGAUUGAUUGGCCUGCAUGCAUAUUUCAUUUGUCGUCUGCAUCUUCCAUCGUUUGUCUAACAAUUGGAAAUUUACGCACGCAUCCUAGACAAUACAGGUCGACGACAUCAGUUACGAGUCUUAAUUUCUUAUUUGUACAGCUAUCUAUACUGAACAAGACAGCGAACCUGCCAUUUGCUGUCUUGCCAAUAUCUUAACAAUUACUUUUUUUAAUUAAACAUAGUUACAAAUAGAUCAACAGGUUGUCAGUAACAUCAAAAUUUCUAAAAAUAUCUAUGUACGUAAAGAUAUAACUUUAUUCAUUACUACCACACCCCAUUUUCUAAAAGUCACAAAAUAUACAUUAGAUGAUUAAUAUAUACCAUUUACAAGAAUACGAAGGUAAAAUGUCACAUAAAUCGUUUUGAUAGGGCGACAAGGAUAUUAUUUUGUUUCUGUUGUCAGUUUCUUCCCUCAUAACGUCGUUAGUUUGUAACUUCUAGACAUUUAACCUUUACCCUGCUAAAUUUCUAAAAUGGACCAAUUUGUGCAAUACCAUUUAUUGUUUUAAAGGGUGUUCACUGGAAAUAGCGAACAGUGAAAUGUUGAUAUGUAUUGCUCUGAGUUUUCGCUAAAUUUCGAAGAAGAAGCAGUAAUUUUUAAGAUAUUGACACAAUAACAAAUGGUGGGUUAGCUGUUCUGUACAGUGUAAAUACAUUUUAAAGGUCGACAACUCGAGCUCUGAUAUGUUGGAGUUCUGCUUAAGUCGAAAUUGAGAGAAUUGAGACACGUUUGUCUCCAUGUUUCAGUACGACUUUGUGAUAUCUUCAGGUUUGGAAUCAGACAGCAUUCAUUUAGAUUU
Messenger RNA from Mercenaria mercenaria, 2904 nucleotides. Its product is annotated as cholinesterase-like. NCBI's taxonomy places the organism in Eukaryota, Metazoa, Mollusca, Bivalvia, Venerida, Veneridae. Gene Ontology annotation, biological process: choline metabolic process; acetylcholine catabolic process. The record is from RefSeq and is a predicted model, not a curated record. The transcript is spliced from 5 exons. The coding region runs from base 318 to 2066 and encodes 582 amino acids. Gene Ontology annotation, molecular function: acetylcholinesterase activity. Gene Ontology annotation, cellular component: plasma membrane.